This is a messenger RNA of Mytilinidion resinicola, 405 nucleotides long. RefSeq lists its product as uncharacterized. Bases 1 to 405 code for a protein of 134 amino acids. The transcript has a single exon. Lineage: Eukaryota; Fungi; Ascomycota; Dothideomycetes; Mytilinidiales; Mytilinidiaceae. The record is from RefSeq and is a predicted model, not a curated record.
AUGCUCUCUCCAAAUGCGGCCUUGAUUACAAUCAACUACAUCCUCUUCCUCUCCCUCUACAAUAUAGCAGCGCAUAUAGCAGCGCCUACGGCUGCACCUGCAGCUAAGAAGCGUGGCCGGUCGCCUGGUGCAAAGGAUAAGGUACCACGGAAAAAGGCACGAGCUCAGAGGCAAGAUAGCGCUCAGCCUCAACCUCAAGUGGAACAAGAGGAUGACCGUGCAGGCAUCCUACAACAGAUUGCAGCUCUACAAGCACGUCUAGGAGGCUCUCAGCGUCUAACAGGUGUCGCUGUAGGCAUAGCGGAGUUAUCAAGCCGACCGGAGAGCCGUAGGAACGUUCUGGGUCCUGCAGAGUAUGACUAUGAGGAUGAGGCUGAGGCGUAUGUGGAUCAGCACGAAGAGUAG